AUGCCACGCGCAGUCAGGGGGGUUCUCAUCGAGUGCGACCCAUCCGUCAAAGCCAUCAUCCUCAAAUACGACGAAGAACGACACGACUAUAUCGUGGAAGAUCUGGACGACGACCGCCACCUCGUAAUCAAGGAGAGCCAGCUGCAGAAUCUCAAGUACCGUCUUGGAAAGGAAUUGGAUGACAAGGUCAUGCAGCCUGACGAGUCGGAGUCGGAAUAA
Messenger RNA from Aspergillus campestris IBT 28561, 219 nucleotides. It is a transcript of the gene tfb5, whose product is annotated as TFIIH complex subunit TFB5. Lineage: Eukaryota; Fungi; Ascomycota; Eurotiomycetes; Eurotiales; Aspergillaceae. The transcript has 3 exons. Gene Ontology annotation, cellular component: transcription factor TFIIH core complex; transcription factor TFIIH holo complex. The record is from RefSeq and is a predicted model, not a curated record. The coding region runs from base 1 to 219 and encodes 72 amino acids. Gene Ontology annotation, biological process: nucleotide-excision repair, preincision complex assembly; transcription by RNA polymerase II; nucleotide-excision repair.